AGUCUUCCCUCUGCGGGGCGGGCCGGAGGAGUGGGCGGGAUUUCCCGGGUAACAGAGAAGCGGCCGCGGCGGUAGAGGCGGCGGAGACGGUUUCUCCAUCUUCCCCCCCUCCCCUUUCCCCCUUGGAGUUUCCCUCCCUCCCUCCCUCCCUCCCUCUUCCCCAGGCUCGGCACCGGGGCCUGUGAUCGCUUGGUUAGUGGAGAGGAGGCUGCCAGCCCGCUUCGGCGGGCCUGUGCCCCGCGCUGUUCUUAGGGCCUCCCAGCUGAGCCCGAGGCUUACGCCGUGAGGGACACGCAGUGACUUGCGGCUGAAGCAGCUUUGCGGUUUCGUAGUGCAUCCCUGAGCAUGAGCGCAGAAUGAAGCGGCGUUUGGAUGAGCAGGAGUCACCGGUAUAUACGGCCCAGCAACGUCGGCUUCCUGGCAGCACAGAGGCUUUUCCUCAUCAGCACCGCGUGCUUGCCCCUGCCCCUCCUGUGUAUGAAGCAGUGUCUGACAACAUGCAGUCAGCCACAGGGAUUCAGUACUCUGUGACACCCAGCUAUCAGGUUUCGGCUGUACCACAGAGCUCCGGCAGUCAUGGGCCCACCAUAGCAGCAGUUCACAGCAGCCAUCAUCACGCCACAGCUGUGCAGCCCCAUGGUGGCCAGGUGGUCCAAAGUCAUGCUCAUCCCACCCCACCUGUUGCACCAGUGCAAGGACAGCAGCAGUUUCAGAGGCUCAAGGUGGAGGAUGCGUUAUCCUAUCUUGACCAGGUGAAGCUGCAAUUUGGUAGUCAGCCUCAGGUCUAUAAUGAUUUCCUCGACAUCAUGAAGGAAUUUAAAUCUCAGAGCAUUGACACUCCGGGAGUGAUCAGUCGGGUGUCCCAGCUAUUCAAAGGCCAUCCUGACCUGAUCAUGGGCUUCAACACGUUCUUGCCCCCUGGCUACAAAAUUGAGGUGCAAACCAAUGACAUGGUGAAUGUCACAACUCCUGGCCAGGUUCAUCAGAUCCCCACCCAUGGCAUCCAGCCUCAGCCUCAGCCACCAUCCCAACAUCCUUCCCAGCCUUCAGCCCAGUCAGCCCCAGCUCCUGCUCAGCCUGCUCCUCAGCCCCCACCUGCAAAAGUCAGCAAGCCUUCCCAACUACAAGCACAUACUCCAGCCAGUCAGCAGACUCCCCCACUCCCACCAUAUGCAUCGCCACGUUCUCCACCAGUCCAACCUCACACACCAGUGACAAUCUCGUUGGGAACGGCCCCGUCCUUGCAGAACAAUCAGCCUGUGGAGUUUAAUCAUGCCAUCAACUAUGUUAAUAAGAUCAAGAACAGGUUCCAGGGUCAGCCAGAUAUCUAUAAAGCAUUUCUGGAGAUUUUGCACACAUAUCAGAAAGAGCAGCGAAAUGCCAAGGAAGCUGGAGGAAACUACACUCCAGCAUUGACUGAGCAGGAGGUGUAUGCCCAGGUAGCUCGUCUCUUUAAAAAUCAGGAAGAUCUGCUUUCAGAGUUUGGACAGUUCCUACCAGAUGCCAACAGCUCCGUGCUUUUAAGCAAAACAACUGCUGAGAAGGUUGACUCUGUGAGAAAUGACCAUGGAGGCACUGUGAAGAAGCCCCAACUGAACAACAAGCCGCAGAGACCCAGCCAGAACGGCUGCCAGAUCCGCCGGCACUCGGGAACAGGAACUACCCCUCCGGUUAAAAAGAAACCCAAAUUGCUCAAUCUGAAGGACUCCUCUAUUGCAGACGCCAGCAAGCAUGGUGUAGGAACUGAAUCUUUAUUUUUUGAUAAGGUCCGGAAGGCUCUGCGGAGUGCAGAGGCCUAUGAAAACUUCCUGCGCUGUCUUGUUAUCUUUAACCAGGAGGUGAUCUCUCGGGCUGAACUGGUACAGCUAGUCUCUCCCUUCCUUGGGAAAUUCCCGGAACUGUUUAAUUGGUUUAAAAAUUUUUUGGGCUAUAAGGAGUCUGUACAUCUGGAAACCUUUCCAAAGGAACGAGCCACAGAGGGCAUUGCCAUGGAGAUAGAUUAUGCCUCCUGUAAACGGUUGGGCUCCAGCUAUCGAGCCCUACCAAAGAGUUACCAGCAGCCCAAGUGUACAGGACGGACCCCUCUCUGUAAAGAGGUUUUAAAUGAUACUUGGGUAUCCUUCCCUUCAUGGUCUGAAGACUCCACCUUUGUUAGUUCCAAGAAGACACAGUAUGAAGAACAUAUCUAUCGGUGUGAAGAUGAACGCUUUGAGCUUGAUGUAGUUUUAGAGACCAAUCUGGCAACCAUCCGGGUUUUGGAAGCAAUACAGAAGAAACUUUCCCGCUUGUCUGCUGAGGAACAAGCCAAAUUUCGCCUGGACAACACCCUUGGUGGCACAUCAGAAGUCAUCCAUCGAAAAGCACUCCAAAGGAUAUAUGCUGACAAAGCAGCAGACAUCAUUGAUGGCCUGAGGAAGAACCCCUCCAUUGCUGUCCCAAUUGUUCUUAAAAGGUUGAAGAUGAAGGAGGAAGAAUGGCGAGAAGCUCAGAGAGGGUUUAACAAGGUGUGGAGAGAACAAAAUGAGAAAUACUAUUUGAAGUCUCUGGACCAUCAGGGUAUCAACUUUAAACAGAAUGACACCAAGGUCCUGAGGUCUAAGAGCUUACUCAACGAGAUUGAGAGUAUUUAUGAUGAGAGGCAAGAACAAGCUACGGAAGAGAAUGCUGGAGUACCAGUUGGUCCACACCUCUCGCUUGUCUAUGAAGAUAAACAGAUACUGGAAGAUGCUGCUGCUUUGAUUAUCCACCAUGUGAAGAGGCAGACAGGCAUUCAGAAAGAGGACAAGUAUAAAAUCAAGCAAAUCAUGCAUCAUUUCAUUCCAGAUCUGCUCUUUGCUCAAAGAGGUGAUCUUUCAGAUGUGGAGGAAGAGGAGGAAGAAGAAAUGGAUGUCGAUGAAGCCACAGGAGCGGCUAAGAAGCACAAUGGUGUUGGGGGCAGCCCCCCGAAAUCCAAGCUACUUUUUAGUAACACAGCAGCUCAAAAGUUAAAAGGGAUGGAUGAAGUAUACAACCUCUUCUAUGUCAAUAACAACUGGUAUAUUUUUAUGCGACUACACCAGAUUCUUUGCUUGAGGUUGAUGCGAAUUUGUUCCCAAGCUGAACGGCAAAUUGAAGAAGAAAACCGGGAGAGAGUAUGGGAGCAUGAUAUGCCAGGCGUACGACGAGACAAGAGUGACAGCCCUGCCAUCCAGCUUCGUCUCAAAGAACCUAUGGAUGUUGAGGUAGAAGAUUAUUACCCAGCUUUCCUGGACAUGGUGCGGAGCCUGCUGGAUGGCAACAUAGAUUCAUCACAGUAUGAGGAUUCGUUGAGAGAGAUGUUCACCAUUCAUGCCUACAUUGCCUUUACCAUGGACAAACUGAUCCAGAGCAUUGUCAGACAGCUGCAGCACAUUGUGAGUGAUGAGAUCUGUGUGCAGGUGACUGACCUUUACCUGUCAGAAAACAAUAACGGGGCCACUGGAGGCACGCUGAGCACGCAGACGUCCAGGAACCUCCUUGAGUCAGCGUAUCAGAGGAAGGCCGAGCAGCUCAUGUCAGAUGAGAAUUGCUUUAAGCUUAUGUUCAUUCAGAGCCAAGACAAGGUCCAGCUGACCAUUGAGCUUCUGGACACGGAAGAGGAGAACUCCGAUGACCCUGUGGAAGCAGAGCGCUGGUCAGACUAUGUUGAGCGUUACAUGAAUUCCGAUACUACCUCUCCUGAGCUCCGUGAGCAUCUGGCACAGAAACCAGUGUUUCUUCCAAGGAAUCUGCGGCGCAUUCGAAAGUGUCAGCGUGGUCGAGAACAGCAGGAAAAAGAGGGGAAGGAAGGGCCCAGUAAGAAGCCCAUGGAGAACGUUGAUAGCCUGGAUAAGCUGGAGUGUCGGUUCAAAUUGAAUUCCUAUAAGAUGGUCUAUGUGAUCAAGUCGGAGGACUACAUGUAUCGGAGGACCGCCUUGCUCCGUGCCCAUCAGUCCCAUGAGCGGGUAAGCAAGAGGCUACAUCAGAGGUUCCAGGCCUGGGUAGAUAAAUGGACCAAGGAGCAUGUGCCCCGUGAAAUGGCCGCAGAGACCAGCAAAUGGCUCAUGGGUGAGGGGCUGGAGGGCCUGGUGCCCUGUACCACCACCUGUGACACAGAGACCCUGCAUUUUGUGAGCAUUAACAAGUACCGUGUCAAAUACGGCACAGUAUUCAAAGCCCCGUAACUGCAAAGCCAGAGCAGAUAACCUGAGAGGGGAGUGUGUGUGGGCAUGUGUACUCACGCAUACUGGAGAAACAAGGAAGAUGCCUUUCAAGCCUCACUGGGCCUCUCUGGGACAUGGCCACCUGAUCUGUGUGUGGCUGGUGCAACCUGGUACCAAGUGGGCUACAUAUAAGGAAUAUGGAUACUUUACAAAGCCGGAGCUGGAACUUUUCCUAAGGGGUUUUGGCCACCUGCCUGCCCUGGUGGGGAAGGAUGUCCAUGCAAGCACAAAGACAUGUUGCUUGCUUGCACACGCCAGCAGAGUUAAGACUGGAGUCUCCUGUGGCCUGACCUUCAGUGAGGGAACCGAAUGGGAGUGCAUUUACAAAACAGACUGCGGAAGGACUUAAAGCUCAGAUGGAUUGUAACUGUGAUGGUCACUGCUCCAUCCCCUUCCCCCUAAAAGGAAAGACAAAACUGGAUUUUUUAUUUUAUUUUAUUUUAUCCCACUGGUCACUCAAAUCUAGAUCACCUACCCCCCAUUAGGUUUUAUCUGGGACCUGCAGUUUGGCUUUGGGAUUGAUCAUCUUGUGGGUUUGAUUCCUGACGAAUCCUUUGCUGCCCACCCUUUUCUCCCUGGUUCUCCACUUCAACAAGUCCCAGUCAGCCGUCCUUUGUAGCCCCUGUGGGACCGUUUUGUGCCUGCUUCUGUACUGGUCUAUCCUAGUCCGUCCACCAGCUUCACUCUCUGACAUGCACAUACACAAUUUUAACUUUUUUUUUUUUUUUUUUGUAAAUAAUGUACAUACUGUCAAUUUUUUAUUAAAAGAAAUAUGCUUUGAUGUGCUAGCCUAACUGCUCUAGCUUCUUGUGUAUCAUAGUACCAUGUGGCUUCAGAUUUAGUACCUAUAAACAGAUGUACAAGACAUUUAUUACACUUUUUACCAAAGGGAGUUAACCAUUGUAGUACUUUUGUGUAAAACUUGUCUUCUUCCCUCUCACCCUGAACUUUUUUUUUUUUUUUUUGUAAAUAAAUAAAGCUUGGUUCUUACUUAAG
This is a messenger RNA of Chrysochloris asiatica (Cape golden mole), 5216 nucleotides long. RefSeq names its product SIN3 transcription regulator family member A (gene SIN3A). The transcript is spliced from 21 exons. Gene Ontology annotation, cellular component: chromatin. Gene Ontology annotation, biological process: negative regulation of transcription by RNA polymerase II. Bases 357 to 4181 code for a protein of 1274 amino acids. The record is from RefSeq and is a predicted model, not a curated record. NCBI's taxonomy places the organism in Eukaryota, Metazoa, Chordata, Mammalia, Afrosoricida, Chrysochloridae. Gene Ontology annotation, molecular function: transcription corepressor activity.